Messenger RNA from Alternaria ethzedia, 4896 nucleotides. RefSeq lists its product as uncharacterized. NCBI's taxonomy places the organism in Eukaryota, Fungi, Ascomycota, Dothideomycetes, Pleosporales, Pleosporaceae. The record is from RefSeq and is a predicted model, not a curated record. The transcript has 7 exons. Gene Ontology annotation, biological process: phosphorylation; phosphorelay signal transduction system. Gene Ontology annotation, molecular function: iron ion binding; monooxygenase activity; heme binding. Bases 1 to 4896 code for a protein of 1631 amino acids.
AUGGCCUCGAACGGGCAACUACUCGCGCAUCGCAACUACUACGGGACGACCGGCUAUGGCUCACCACCGCCAUUCGAUACAUCACGGCCCAAGCUGAAGCCAGCAGAGCGAGAGCUGGCAGACUUCACGCUUCUCGAAGCCCUCGACCGCGACGACCGCCCUACCUUCGCCGUCGAAACACGCUCGUCCCUAGGCCACGAUGAAGCCCACACCAUAGAACUCGUGUAUGCGAACACGGCGCUUCACACCGUUGGCGGGCUUAUGACCAAGAUCACAGGCGACGAGUCGACUAGCUUGUUCGCGCAGAGCUCGGGACCACAACUUGCCUUCCGGAAUUGGAUUCGUGGGCAAGGGAUUGAGGAGGAGCUGCAACAACACGGCAAUACAUACACAUUCGAAGGGCACGUGUGGAAUGCGACAAGUGUGGGGCGCUACAAGAUUGUCAGCGGCGUGCCGACGCGACUGCUGUGGGUCGACGCCGCCCCAGGAGGAAAGAGCCACCGCACCCUCCGACGCGAGCGGAAAACACCUUGGCCUGGGAGCAAGCAUCGCGCGGAUGCACUACCCAUCAAGCCCCAGCUGUCGCUUGCUCAGAUACCGCAAACACCCGAGGCCGACACCAGCUCUUCUGCAGACCGAAGCGCAGCACCGCACGCGUCCUUCGACUGUACUUCCGAUGUACUCACUUCUACCAGCCCGCACAUCGAGUACUUCCGCAGUGUAGAUUGGGCAAAUACACCCCUGGGUCCAAUGAGUUCAUGGCCUAGUGAUCUGCGUUGCGUAGCGAACACAGUACUCAGUAACAAUGUGCCAGCCGUUAUGUUCUGGGGCGACGAUGUCAUCAUGUUGUACAACGAACCAUAUGUCCAACUCCUUGGCAGCCUCCAUCCUUGCAUGGGCGAAAGUGUCCGCGUCACGGCGCCUGAUCACUGGGUCUCGUUUCAACCUCUGGUAGACUACAUCAAGUCAACUGGCGAAUCAAUAGCCGAGCCUGACAUGCUUCUAUUCAUUGACAGAGACAAGAUCCUUGAAGAGACACACUGGUCUUUUCAAUUCGUCCCGAUAUUGAACACCGACGGCCAAGUGGCAGCCUACUACCAGUCCUUCUACGAAGUUUCCAACCACCGUAUCCUCGAGCGCCGCGUCUCUAGUCUGGUCGCAAUGGGAACCCAGAGUGCGAAUGCCAGAGAUUUCCCGUCAUUUUGGGAGACUACAUUGCGCUCACUGAGCUUGAACGAUAAGGAUGUGCCAUUUGCGUUGUUGUAUGCUGCCGAGCGGCAUGUUAGCGCUCAAAUACCUUCAGUAUCAUCACCCGGUAGCAUUCCUCCGUUAGAAGGCUGCGUUCUCAAGGGUACCAUUGGCGUUUCCGCUGACCAUUCCAUCGCCCCCGCGACCAUCAAUAUCAACGAAGACUCUUACAUCCUCCAGCCGUUCCUAAGUCGCGCCGCCAAGUCCGGGAAAGCGACCGUUGUUCACGUCGAGGACCUUCCCGAUCCAACAAGGGCCUUGCAAGGCAUCGACUGGAAAGGGUAUGGUGACCCUUGUCGAACCUUAGUCAUCUGUCCAAUAAUACCCACCACUGGAAAUCAGGUAGAAGGCUUCCUCAUAAUCGGCAUAAAUCCGCGCCGCCCCUUCGACGAAGAGUACCAGCAAUACCUGCAUGUCAUGGUGCGGUUGCUGGCUACGUCUCUUGCUUCCAUCGUUCUUUUUGAAGACGAAGUCCGACAAAGAGAAAACGCCAUCAUCCAGGCUGCCCAGAUCCAAGAACAUCUGAUGGCGGAAAUACAACUCAAAGAAAGCAAGUUUCAGCGCUUCGCGGAACGAUCCGACGUAGGCAUCUUUAUUAUUGAUCCGGCAGGAACUUACACUUACCGUAAUCAACGAUGGCAUGAUAUAUUUGAGAUCGCAUCCUCUGAUGACAACGCCACCGUGGCAUGGCAUAAAAUCGCGUUCGAAGAGGACAUCUCUUACUGCCAAUCCAUGUUCGCAAAACUAAUCAUGAAUCACGAAUCUGUUAUCUUUGAGCUGCGUACGCGGAUGCCCUGGACGCCGCCGUCACAGUCAGAUGAGCCGCAGACCGAGGAUACCCAGCACUACAAGUGGAUUUUGUGUUCAGCCUUCCCCGAGUUGGGUCCGAACGGCGAUCUUGUUGAGGUCGUCGGGAAUGUUACAGAUAUAUCCAAGCAGAAGUGGGCUGAAGGCAUUCAAAAGAUACGCAUGGACAGCGCACUGCAAGGCAAGCAACACUUGGAACACUUUCUGGACACGACGAGUCAUGAGAUGCGAAACCCUCUCAGCGCCAUCAUGCAAUGCGCGGAUUCGAUCACGUCUUCCUAUCCCCAAGAAGAUUACCAAGAGCGCCAAAACACCACACCAAACGAGUGGACGGCUUUCAUCGAGUCUACCCUAGACGCUGCCCAGACGAUAGGAGUUUGCGCAUCGCACAUGAAGCACAUAGUCGACGAUAUCCUCACCAUCUCCAAACUCGAUUCGGGUCUCUUGGACAUGACACCGGUCAUUGCGCAACCCGAGAGUGUGGUCAUGCAUGCAGUGAAGAUGUUCGACGCAGAAGCAAGAGCAGCAGGUAUCAACCUCGUGUUGAACGUGGAUCAAUCCUAUCGCAACAUGGAGAUCGACUGGGCAUCUUUGGAUCCAACAAGGGUGCUGCAGAUUCUCAUCAACCUCCUCACCAAUGCCAUUAAGUUCACCCGCUUGGAGUCCACCAAGCGUGUAACAGUGACUCUGGCCGCCAGUAGCGCUGAACCCGUCUCAACGCUACAUGGAAUACAGUAUAACGAGGAGAGGCUGGUUGGACAAGACCCCCACUUGGAAGAGGAUUGGAAGAAAGCUCAAGAGUUAUUCUACAUUCAAUUCGCCGUCACUGAUACGGGCCGUGGACUUUCCGACGAAGAAAAAUGCAAUCUCUUCACCCGCUUUUCACAAGCCUCACCUCGGACGCACAUACACUACGGUGGCUCUGGCCUUGGGUUAUUCAUAUCUAGACGUCUCACCGAGUUACAAGGCGGAUCAAUCGGCGUUGCGAGCGAGUCUGGAAGAGGCAGCACGUUUGCUUUCUACAUCAAAUCACGACGGGCGAGACCUAUUGUAGCUCGGAAAGGCAGUCUCCCUCAUGUUUUCCCAGAAGAGAUCAAGCACAGACGCCCGAUACCGCUCGUAAGCCUAACGCGUCCGUCUCCUCCCGUGCGCAUAUCCACAGGCGAGCAAGGUCAAAGAUCAGACUCUGCCAGUCCAAAAGCACGCCGCCCGUCAGUGCAGUCAAAAUCCUCGCAGACCGAACACUCUCACGUUCGACCGGAAGCGCUAGGACUACCAGAGGGCCCCGAUCUGCAAGAAUUGAAGCGUACAAAAAGUAUACCAGAUACGCUGCAUGUCCUUGUGGUAGAAGAUAAUCUCAUAAACCAGCGCGUUCUCGCCAAACAACUGCGCAAUCUGGGAUGUGUCGUGAGCGUCGCCAAUCACGGUCAAGAAGCCCUUGACUUCCUACCAAAGACCAGUCUGUGGAAACACGAUCAAGCUACUGGCGACGCGAUCGCGCAAGAGGCCCUCCAUAAUGGCGAACUGCCCAUCGAACUCAGCCUCAUCCUCAUGGAUUGGGAGAUGCCCAUCAUGAACGGACUCACGGCCGUAGCCGAAAUCCGGAAGCUUGAGCAACAGGGCUUGUUGAAGGAGCGGGUGCCAAUCAUCGGGGUCACAGCCAACGUGCGCCAGCAGCAGAUCGAGCAAGCCAUGGCUGCGGGAAUGGACGAUGUUGUUGAAUACGGCCCAAUCGUGCGCACAGCACCGGACGAAGUGCACGUCAGCGACCCCAGUGCUAUUCCUAUCCUAUAUCCUACACAGCAGCCGCUUGAAAAGACCGAUUGGUACCUCACCUAUAGAGCGGUGAACCUAGGGCCCAGCCCCGACUUAUUCACAGAUGACAAUGAGAAACAUCAUGCAGCUCACCGACGGACCGUCGGCUCUGUGUACACACUAAGCAGCAUAUUGAAGAACGAGCGGGCCGUGGACGAACUGAUGACAUUGUUCGGGAAAAGGCUCGGUAGAUUUGCAGACCGUGAGGAAGAUGUUGAUUUUGGGUUAUGGCUGGAGAUGUUCUCCUUCGACAGCGUAGGCGCCGUAUUCUUCGGCCAGCCCUUCGGCUUCCUGGAAACGAGUUCAGACUAUGGGAACUACAUCGCCGCCGUACACACCGCUAUGCCGAUGAGCUCCGUCAUCGCGAUGGCGCCGCUGUGGUGCCGCGGGUACCUCCUCCAGAUCGGCGUCAUGAUCCCAAAAGUCUUCAAAGCCAUCAUGGCUGUAGAUGGAAUCGGGCAGACUGCUGUUCGCGAAACUGGUAUUGCGCAGGAGAAAAGGGCGGAAGCGAAUACGCAUCGUACGGAUGUUCUGUCGCAGUUAUUAGGGAUUAUGAGGGAGAAGGGAGGCAGUCUGUCGAUCGAGAAGAUUCAUGUUGAGAUGUGGGCGGCUGUUAUCGCCGGCUCAGACAGUACCUCCGGCGCUCUCCGCGCAAUCUUCUACUUCCUCAUGAAACAUCCCCCCAAGAUGGAACGACUAACCCAGGAGAUCGACGCUGCCUUUCAGAACAGCACGCUCACCAGUCCCGUACAAUACAACCAAGCCACCAAGCUACCCUACCUCAUGGCCGUCAUCCAAGAGUCGCUAAGACUCUUCCCGCCGUUUGGCGUGUCGAUGCCGCGAUAUGUGCCGAACGGUGGUCUGCAUCUCUUCAGCUAUCACAUCCCUGCUGGCUUCAAGAUCGGUAUGAAUGCCAUGGUUACGCAAUUCGACGAAUCGGUCUUUGGCGAGGAUGCGCGUGAGUUCCGUCCGGAGCGAUGGCUCGUCAACGACGAAAGCUAUGCUGGUGUUUGGCGCGGGUACUAG